Messenger RNA from Puma concolor (puma), 6051 nucleotides. The record is from RefSeq and is a predicted model, not a curated record. Lineage: Eukaryota; Metazoa; Chordata; Mammalia; Carnivora; Felidae.
AAUUGCUCUUGGAUCCUUCUGUUUACAAUGGCCCAGAGAACCGGACUCGAAGACCCAGAGAGGUACCUCUUUGUGGACAGAGCGGUCAUCUACAACCCUGCCACUCAGGCCGACUGGACGGCUAAAAAGCUAGUGUGGAUCCCGUCGGAACGCCAUGGUUUCGAGGCAGCCAGUAUCAAGGAAGAGCGGGGAGAUGAGGUCAUGGUGGAGUUGGCCGAGAAUGGAAAGAAGGCGAUGGUCAACAAAGAUGACAUCCAGAAGAUGAACCCACCUAAGUUUUCCAAGGUGGAGGAUAUGGCGGAAUUGACGUGCUUGAACGAAGCUUCUGUGUUACACAACCUGAAGGACCGCUACUAUUCAGGACUUAUCUACACUUAUUCUGGACUCUUCUGUGUAGUCAUAAACCCUUACAAGAAUCUUCCAAUCUACUCUGAGAAUAUCAUUGAAAUGUACAGAGGGAAGAAACGCCACGAGAUGCCUCCACACAUCUACGCUAUCUCUGAAUCUGCUUAUAGAUGCAUGCUUCAAGAUCGUGAGGACCAGUCAAUUCUUUGCACGGGUGAAUCAGGUGCUGGGAAGACAGAAAAUACUAAGAAAGUCAUUCAGUACCUUGCUCAUGUCGCUUCUUCGCACAAAGGACGGAAGGACCAUAAUAUUCCUCAGGAAUCGCCAAAACCAGUGAAGCAUCAGGGGGAACUUGAACGGCAGCUCUUACAAGCGAAUCCAAUCCUGGAAUCAUUCGGAAACGCGAAGACCGUGAAAAAUGAUAACUCAUCUCGUUUUGGCAAGUUCAUCCGCAUCAACUUUGAUGUAACUGGCUACAUCGUUGGGGCCAACAUUGAAACAUGUAUCCUUUUCCGAGUUCGAGCCCCGCGUCGGGCUCUCUUAUGGCGGACUUUUGUGCAUGUAUUUUGACAGAAACUCUCGGCAGGAGAGCACAUGAUACCUGAUCUGCUCCUUGAAGGAUUUAAUAACUACAGAUUUCUCUCCAAUGGCUACAUUCCCAUUCCGGGACAGCAAGACAAAGAUAACUUUCAGGAGACCAUGGAAGCAAUGCACAUAAUGGGCUUCUCUCACGAGGAAAUUCUCUCAAUGCUUAAAGUGGUAUCUUCAGUGCUACAGUUUGGAAACAUUUCUUUCAAAAAGGAGCGAAAUACUGACCAAGCGUCCAUGCCAGAAAAUACAGUUGCACAGAAACUCUGCCAUCUUCUGGGGAUGAAUGUGAUGGAGUUCACUCGGGCUAUCCUCACCCCCCGGAUCAAGGUCGGCCGAGACUAUGUGCAGAAAGCCCAGACCAAAGAACAAGCAGAUUUUGCAGUAGAAGCACUGGCGAAAGCUACCUAUGAGCGGCUCUUUCGCUGGCUCGUCCACCGCAUCAACAAAGCUCUGGACAGGACCAAGCGUCAGGGCGCAUCUUUCAUCGGAAUCCUGGACAUUGCUGGAUUCGAAAUAUUUGAGCUGAACUCCUUCGAGCAGCUCUGCAUCAACUACACCAACGAGAAGCUGCAGCAGCUCUUCAACCACACGAUGUUCGUGCUGGAGCAGGAGGAGUACCAGCGCGAGGGCAUCGAGUGGAGCUUCAUCGACUUUGGCCUUGACCUGCAGCCCUGCAUCGACCUCAUCGAGAGACCCGCCAACCCCCCCGGCGUGCUGGCCCUUCUGGACGAAGAGUGCUGGUUCCCGAAGGCCACGGAUAAGACCUUUGUCGAAAAACUAGUUCAAGAGCAAGGCUCCCACUCCAAGUUUCAGAAACCCCGGCAACUGAAAGACAAAGCAGACUUCUGCAUCAUCCAUUACGCGGGGAAGGUGGACUACAAGGCAGACGAGUGGCUGAUGAAGAACAUGGACCCGCUGAACGACAACGUGGCCACCCUCCUGCAUCAGUCGUCGGACAGAUUCGUGGCAGAGCUUUGGAAGGACGAGAUUCAGAAUAUUCAGAGAGCUUCUUUCUAUGACAGUGUUUCUGGUCUUCAUGAGCCACCAGUGGACCGCAUUGUGGGUCUGGAUCAAGUUACUGGCAUGACGGAGACCGCUUUUGGCUCUGCCUACAAAACCAAGAAGGGCAUGUUCCGUACCGUGGGGCAGCUCUACAAGGAGUCCCUCACCAAGCUGAUGGCGACGCUCCGAAACACCAACCCCAACUUUGUCCGCUGCAUCAUCCCGAACCACGAGAAGCGGGCUGGAAAACUGGAUCCGCAUCUGGUGCUGGACCAGCUUCGCUGCAACGGAGUCCUGGAGGGAAUCCGGAUCUGCCGCCAGGGCUUCCCCAACCGGAUAGUUUUCCAGGAAUUCAGACAGAGAUACGAGAUCCUGACUCCAAAUGCUAUUCCCAAGGGUUUCAUGGACGGCAAACAGGCUUGUGAGCGAAUGAUCAGGGCUUUAGAAUUGGACCCAAACUUGUACAGAAUCGGACAGAGCAAGAUAUUUUUCAGAGCUGGCGUUUUGGCGCACUUAGAGGAAGAAAGAGAUUUAAAAAUUACCGACAUCAUCAUCUUCUUCCAGGCCGUUUGCAGAGGUUACCUGGCCAGAAAGGCCUUCGCCAAGAAGCAGCAGCAGCUGAGCGCCCUGAAGGUCCUGCAGCGGAACUGCGCCGCCUACCUGAAGCUCCGUCACUGGCAGUGGUGGCGCGUCUUCACCAAGGUGAAGCCACUCCUCCAAGUGACCCGCCAGGAGGAGGAGCUUCAGGCCAAGGACGAGGAGCUGCUGAAGGUUAAGGAGAAGCAGACGAAGGUGGAGGGCGAGCUGGAGGAGAUGGAACGCAAGCACCAGCAGCUUCUGGAGGAGAAGAACAUCCUGGCGGAGCAGCUGCAGGCGGAGACGGAGCUCUUUGCGGAAGCGGAAGAGAUGAGGGCGAGGCUCGCCGCUAAGAAGCAGGAGCUGGAGGAGAUCCUCCACGACCUGGAAUCCAGGGUUGAAGAAGAAGAAGAAAGAAACCAAAUCCUCCAGAACGAAAAGAAGAAGAUGCAAGCACACAUUCAGGACUUGGAGGAGCAGCUGGACGAGGAGGAAGGGGCUCGCCAGAAACUCCAGCUGGAGAAGGUGACGGCAGAGGCGAAGACCAAGAAGAUGGAGGAGGAGAUCCUGCUUCUCGAGGACCAAAACUCCAAAUUUAUCAAAGAAAAGAAACUCUUGGAGGAUCGCAUCGCGGAGUGCUCCUCUCAGCUGGCUGAAGAGGAAGAAAAGGCCAAAAAUUUGGCCAAAAUCAGAAAUAAGCAAGAAGUGAUGAUCUCAGAUUUAGAAGAACGCUUAAAGAAGGAAGAAAAGACCCGUCAGGAGCUGGAAAAGGCCAAGAGAAAACUCGACGGAGAGACCACCGACCUGCAGGACCAGAUCGCGGAGCUGCAGGCGCAGAUCGACGAGCUCAAGGUCCAGCUGGCCAAGAAGGAGGAGGAGCUGCAGGGCGCGCUGGCCAGGGGCGACGACGAGACGCUCCACAAGAACAACGCGCUCAAGGUGGUGCGCGAGCUGCAAGCCCAGAUCGCCGAGCUGCAGGAGGACUUCGAAUCGGAGAAGGCUUCGCGGAACAAGGCGGAGAAGCAGAAGCGGGACUUGAGUGAAGAGCUGGAGGCCUUGAAAACGGAGCUGGAGGACACCCUGGACACCACCGCGGCUCAGCAGGAACUUCGCACCAAACGUGAACAAGAGGUGGCAGAGUUGAAGAAGGCUCUGGAGGAAGAGACCAGGAACCACGAAGCCCAAAUCCAGGACAUGCGACAGAGACACGCCACAGCCCUGGAGGAACUCUCGGAGCAGCUGGAACAGGCCAAGAGGUUCAAGGCAAAUCUGGAGAAGAACAAGCAGGGCCUGGAGACUGACAACAAAGAGCUGGCGUGUGAGGUCAAGGUGCUGCAGCAGGUCAAGGCCGAGUCUGAGCACAAGAGGAAGAAACUGGACGCGCAGGUGCAGGAGCUCCACGCCAAGGUCUCGGAAGGAGACAGACUCCGGGUGGAGCUGGCCGAGAAAGCAAACAAGUUACAGAAUGAAUUGGAUAAUGUCUCCACGCUUCUGGAAGAAGCCGAGAAGAAGGGUAUUAAAUUUGCCAAGGACGCAGCCAGUCUGGAAUCUCAACUACAGGACACACAGGAGCUUCUUCAGGAGGAGACGCGCCAAAAGCUGAACCUGAGCAGUCGCAUCCGGCAGCUGGAGGAGGAGAAGAACGGCCUCCAGGAGCAGCAGGAGGAGGAAGAGGAGGCCAGGAAGAACCUGGAGAAACAAGUGCUGGCCCUGCAGUCUCAGCUGACAGAUACCAAGAAGAAAGUAGACGAUGACUUAGGAACAAUUGAAAGUUUGGAAGAAGCCAGAAAGAAGCUCCUGAAGGACGCGGAGGCGCUGGGCCAGCGCCUGGAGGAGAAGGCUUCGGCCUACGACAAGCUGGAGAAGACCAAAAACCGCCUGCAGCAGGAGCUCGACGACCUGACGGUGGACCUGGACCAACAGCGCCAGAUCGCCUCCAACUUGGAGAAGAAGCAGAAGAAGUUCGACCAGCUGUUGGCAGAAGAGAAGAACGUCUCUGCUCGCUAUGCAGAGGAGCGAGACCGCGCGGAGGCAGAGGCCAGGGAGAAGGAAACCAAAGCCCUGUCCCUGGCGCGGGCCCUCGAGGAGGCCCUGGAGGCCAAGGAGGAGUACGAGAGGCAGAACAAGCAGCUUCGAGCGGACAUGGAAGACCUGAUGAGCUCCAAGGACGACGUGGGGAAGAACGUGCACGAACUUGAGAAGUCCAAACGGGCGCUAGAGCAGCAGGUGGAGGAGAUGAGAACCCAGCUGGAGGAGCUGGAAGAUGAACUUCAGGCCACAGAGGACGCCAAGCUUCGCCUAGAGGUCAACAUGCAGGCCAUGAAGGCCCAGUUUGAGAGGGACCUGCAGACCAGAGAUGAACAGAACGAGGAGAAGAAGCGGCUGCUGGUUAAACAGGUGCGGGAGCUGGAGGCGGAGCUGGAGGACGAGCGGAAGCAGCGGGCGCUGGCGGUCGCGUCCAAGAAGAAACUGGAAAUAGACCUGAAGGACCUGGAAGCUCAGAUGGAGGCCGCGAACAAAGCCAGGGACGAGGUGGUCAAGCAGCUCCGCAAGCUUCAGGCUCAGAUGAAGGAUUACCAACGUGAAUUAGAAGAAGCUCGUGCAUCCCGGGAUGAGAUUUUUGCUCAAUCCAAAGAGAGUGAAAAGAAACUCAAGAGUCUAGAAGCCGAAAUCCUUCAAUUGCAAGAGGAACUCGCCUCCUCUGAGCGAGCCCGCCGCCACGCCGAGCAGGAGAGGGACGAGCUGGCCGACGAGAUCGCCAACAGCGCCUCUGGCAAGUCUGCGCUGCUGGAUGAGAAGCGGCGUCUGGAGGCGCGGAUCGCGCAGCUGGAGGAGGAGCUGGAAGAGGAGCAGAGCAACACGGAGCUGCUCAACGACCGCUUCCGCAAGACCACGCUGCAGGUGGACACGCUGAACGCAGAGCUGGCGGCCGAGCGCAGCGCCGCCCAGAAGAGUGACAACGCGCGCCAGCAGCUGGAGCGGCAGAACAAGGAGCUCAAGGCCAAGCUGCAGGAACUGGAGGGCACCGUCAAGUCCAAGUUCAAGGCCACCAUCUCGGCCCUGGAAGCCAAGAUCGGGCAGCUGGAGGAGCAGCUGGAGCAGGAAGCCAAGGAACGGGCAGCCGCCAACAAGCUAGUCCGCCGCACGGAGAAGAAGCUGAAGGAGAUCUUCAUGCAGGUGGAAGACGAACGUCGCCAUGCAGAUCAGUACAAAGAACAGAUGGAGAAGGCCAACGCCAGGAUGAAGCAGCUGAAACGGCAGCUGGAGGAAGCAGAAGAGGAAGCCACGCGUGCCAACGCGUCUCGGCGUAAACUCCAGCGGGAACUGGACGAUGCCACGGAGGCCAACGAGGGCCUGAGCCGCGAGGUCAGCACUCUGAAGAACCGGCUGAGGCGGGGCGGCCCCAUCAGCUUCUCCUCCAGCCGGUCUGGCCGGCGUCAGCUGCACAUCGAAGGGGCCUCGCUGGAGCUGUCGGACGACGACACGGAGAGUAAGACCAGCGACGUCAACGAGACGCAGCCGCCCCAGUCCGAGUAG